Messenger RNA from Culex pipiens pallens (northern house mosquito), 1671 nucleotides. RefSeq lists its product as uncharacterized. Lineage: Eukaryota; Metazoa; Arthropoda; Insecta; Diptera; Culicidae. The coding region runs from base 580 to 1263 and encodes 227 amino acids. The transcript is spliced from 4 exons. The record is from RefSeq and is a predicted model, not a curated record.
CAUUGGAAAGCUAACUCUACUCGACGGAAGGCACUUGCUACAAACGGAAUCGAGUGGCCUCGACAGGUGAUAAUUGAGGUUGGACAGUUUUUCAGGGCCGUUUGUGGGCAUAAGAACCUUGUUGUUUGUGGUGUUCGGUGAAAGGGUUUUUUUUGCUCUGAUGUGGUGUUAAUUAGUGCUGCUUACUCAAGUUCAAGCUGGAAUUGCGGACCUUGGUUUAGCCAAGUCAACUUUAGUUCUACAGGACUGCCUGUUUUGCUAUUUACUGAGAAGGGUUCAGCAAACUUCGAGCAGAUAUUAGCCAUAAAUUAGAACCUUCUUUUUUCACCCAAGAAACGUGACACCCUCAAAGUGAUUUAUCAAGUAGUGUGCAUCAGCAUAAAGAAGAAGAAAAAGCCCGCGUUGAAGAGUGAGUUUAAAAGUGCUUAAAUUAGACAAUUACCGACGACGUUCGCGAGGACCGACCACCCAUCGGCGGAACGAGCAAGUUUCCCGCAGCGUCCGUCUUUCGCCGGGAAAAAAGUGAAACUUGAAACUUUGUGAGGAAAAACGAGUGGGAAAAAGAAGGACACCCGGAAAAUGGGUUGCGCCAGCAGUUCGCCCCUAAUCAACGGCGGUGGCCCCGGCGGGAUCGUCGAGUCCGCGAAGGAAACAGCCACCAAGACCGCCAACGACGUUCUGCACGCGGGCGAAUCGGCAAUACACGACGUUGGUGAACAGGUGAAAGGAGCAGUUCAAAACGUGGCCAGCGAAAUCGAAGGCGUCUUGGGAGGCAAAAAAUCUACCAAAGAAGACUCGGAUCACAUGAACGACAGCGACCAUCCGCAGAUAAACGGCAAUGACAGCUCGGACUUUAAGAUCAUCCCCCUCAAAGACAAGCAAGCAAGUUUGGACGAAAACAUGGAAAACAUGAAAAACAACAUGCUCACAAAGGCGCAAAGCUUCGGCGACGAAGCGGACAAGAUGGCGGACGACAUCAUGAAGGAAACGGAGGACCUCAUCCGGGACGCGGAAACCGGAAUCGCGGAUUGCGCCAACGAAAUGACCACCCGGAUCACGUCCUCCGAGGACGGCACGAUCGAAAUUCUCAACUUGGAAGAACCGGAAAUCGAGCGAAUACUGGACAACGACCCCAAGUGUCCGCCGACGCCGGAAGCCACCAUGAACAGCUUGCUGUCCUCGUCGGACGGAGGCGCCACCGAGUCCGAGGCCGCCGAUUCCGCCGCGACCGUCGUCGAGGCCAAGCAGCGGGAAGCAGCGUGAGUAGGGCACUAAGCAGGGCACCGAUCACAGCACAAACACCCCCCACGACAAAAAAAAACAACAACAAUCCUUCCCCCUUUAAAAUUAAUACAAAACCAACAUUUGCGCAAGAAAAAAACGCACAAAACUCACACAAAACACAAAAAACACCUCCCUCAUCUGGUAGCGGUUGCAAUACACGAAAUUAACAGAAAAUCAAUAUCCUUAAGAAUUUCUGCAACAUUUUUGUACAAAUUUUUAUAAACUGAAGAUAUUUUUAAAACCCCAAUGUCCUUAAAACAAAUUUAAACAUGCCUCUAGAUAGUUUGUAAGAAACAGUUUAGCUUUUUUUGUAAAUACAGAACAUCAUAUCAAGCUGGUUAAGUUUAUUCGAUUUACUUUGGUUACUUUCGUUACACUAACAUUCAA